GCACCCUAACACUGAUAAGAACUUAAAAUUGUAACUUUCUCCCAAAAAUAUUAUAGUUUCAGGUUAAAAUCAAGUUUUGACAUAUUUUUAUUGCUUAUUAUUGUUGCUAUAUACUCAUUUCGUGGCUGUCAAUUUAAUAAUCAGAAAAGAUGUCUUUGACAUUUCAGCAAAUUAUAUUAGAUGCAAAGAAAUUAGUGGGUCGAAUAUCCGAUCAAGAAAGCAAAGCUGAUAAUUUAAUUUGUGAAAUUCAAUCAGUUUGCACACAAAUUGAUGGAAUGAAGCAGUAUCAGGAGGAGGUUGAAGUUUUAAACGCUGAAGCGAAACAAACUUCUCAUUUGCAAGUGAUUGCCGGUAUUCAACAAGAAAAUAGACAUCUUAGGGAAAUUCAAGCUGAAAAUCGUGAAUUAAAAAGUGCUCUUGAAGAUCAUAAAAGUGCUCUCGAAUUAAUUAUGUCGAAAUAUCGUCAACACACUUCAUCACUGUUGAAACAAUGGAAACCAGAUUAUACAUCACUCUACAAUUCUAAAUAUGCAAAUAUAAUAACAAGUCAAGCGGAGAAAAUAAAUGAAAUGGCAGCUGUAAUGAAAACCGCAGCCGCAUUAGACGAGGAAAAUGAAAUGAAAGAAAAGGAAUUAAUAGCAAGAUUAAAGGAAGAAAAUAUUGUUCUUCGACAAAUUGUUGAUGUUGCAAAUAAAUGUGGUUCUUUAAAAAAUGAUCCACCCACGGAAAACAAAACAGUCCAAACAGACGAAUAAUGUAAUUUCAUUUUAUUUUUAGAUUCAUUGUUUGUUUCUGUUUUUUUUUUUUUUUAAUUUCAUUAUUUUUUCUACAUUGAAUGAAUGAAUAUUUAUUAUGUUAUGUAUAAAUUGUGUGAGAACGGAAUCAAAUUCACGAAAAAAAAAAAAAUUGUUUCUCAUUCAUUUUUAGUUUUUCAAUUUUUCGUAGAGAAAUAAUUUUUUAAAUUUUUUAUUUACGUAAUAUAGACUGUUGUCGAAAAAAAGGCGUCAUUACGUUUUGUAGUCGAAGAAAAACCGAAAAUAUUUUUGGCUAAAUUUUCACCUCUACAUGUGAUGCAAUAUAAAUAUAUAUAUAUAUUUUUGUAACUUGAAAGAUUUAACGGUAUUUCUUCGCUAAACAAAAAUUGUGAAUGAAGAUGAUAAUAAAAUUAUUGAUAUUAUUUUAAAAAUUAAUUUCAUUAUAUUGUUAAAACAAUUAAUGAAUUUUAAUUUUAAUAAUUAAUAUUUGAAUAAUUAUUUAAUAUAAUAAUAAUUCUUGAAUAUUAAUAAUUUAAUUAUAAUAUGAUUUCUAGUUUAUAAAUAGUGAUUUUAGAAAAAUUAUGAAAUAAUUAUAUUAAUUAUUUUAUAAUUUUAAUAUUAAUAAGAAAUUUUAUUAUAGUAUAAUGAGAAAUUUCAAUAAAAAUAUUUUCAAAUUUGCUUUUAUUAUUAUACUAUAAUUAAUUAUUUAAUUAUUAAAUUAGGUAAAUACAUGAAAUGUAAUUGAAUAAUAAUUUGAUCAUAAUAUAAUUAAAAUAUUAAGAAUUGGUGAAAAAAUUGAAAUAGAAAAUUUUGAUUUUUUUUUUUUGGAUUCAAAUAUGUGCCGUGUCAACGUGAUGAAUUGAUUCCAGUUUGUGAACGAUGUAAUUAAAAAGAUAAGCGUUUCAUGCGAAGCAUUUGUAAAAUAGAUUACUGAUAUUAAUAUAUUAUAUUGAAAAAAA
Messenger RNA from Leptopilina boulardi, 1714 nucleotides. It is a transcript of the gene Fgop2, whose product is annotated as FGFR1 oncogene partner 2 homolog. NCBI's taxonomy places the organism in Eukaryota, Metazoa, Arthropoda, Insecta, Hymenoptera, Figitidae. The record is from RefSeq and is a predicted model, not a curated record. The transcript is spliced from 4 exons. Bases 150 to 755 code for a protein of 201 amino acids.